Neltuma alba is the source of this 4166-nucleotide messenger RNA. RefSeq names its product telomerase reverse transcriptase. Lineage: Eukaryota; Viridiplantae; Streptophyta; Magnoliopsida; Fabales; Fabaceae. Gene Ontology annotation, cellular component: telomerase catalytic core complex. The coding region runs from base 7 to 3774 and encodes 1255 amino acids. Gene Ontology annotation, biological process: telomere maintenance via telomerase. Gene Ontology annotation, molecular function: telomerase activity; telomeric repeat DNA binding; telomerase RNA binding. The transcript has 13 exons. The record is from RefSeq and is a predicted model, not a curated record.
GGAAAAAUGCCGAAGAAGAAACACAGGGUUCCAGAGCUUCUAUGGCGGCUAUUUCGUGACAGAGCGCGCCCGAUGGCAGAGACGAUAGUUGCUCUACUUCCUCCUCCGCCUCCUUCGCCGGAGGACUGCCUCUGCAAGGGAGUGCACUGCCUUGGCUGCUCGGCUGAUCCCAUGUUGUUUCUUCUUCGACCGGACGAUUCCUCUGACUACCGUAAACUCCUCUGCCGCUGCUUCGUUGUCGUCUCUGACAAUGCACCUUCAUUUUCGUUGUUCAUCCCUCAAUCUCGUUGGUCUCAACGUGAGAUUGUGAGAAGGACCAUAGAAAUGAUGGGUUGCGGAAAGGAACCGUUUUCAGCGGUUGGCAAUGUGCUAGGCUCUGGUUAUGUUCAGAGUAGAUGUUUCAGCCCCACAUUGGAGCUUCUAUCUUGUUCACCUUGGGAUGUUCUGUUAAGUAGGGUUGGGGAUGAUUUAAUGAUUUACCUAUUAAGGAAUACAUCAAUAUUCUUGCCAGUUUCCCACAUGAAAUACCAUCAGGUGGCUGGUCCUUCUGUUAGCGGUCUGUGCCUAAAGAUGUAUAAGUGUUCAUCAAAAUUUGACUCCCGGAUGAAUUUGCUUCCUCAAGGUGAAAUGAGAAAGAAAAGAAAAAGAACUGGUGAUGUUAGCUUAGCAACUGGAAAGAGGAAGUGCUGUAUUUCUGUCAAUGACAAUGAUCCUGCAAGCCCUGUAAGUGGUCCUGACAUCAAUGGUGUCAAGUCUUCAAUACCGCUGGUCAGGAAUCAUGGGACAAGGCAUCCGCAGACAAGUUUUGCUAACAUUCCAAAGUCAACAAUUGGAGCUGAGACUUGUAGGCAUAAAGCAGAGUUAGAAGGGGAAAAAAGCUCAAAUUAUGUUGCAGAUAGGCUUGGAAAGCGUUCAAGGCCAUUUAGUUGGCACCGCCUUCGAAGAUGGAGGCAAUCAAACUUAGAUGAAAAUGGUGUACAUAUCGAGGGCAAUAUGUCUCUUUCUAAAGGGGACUACUUACCUGGGGGUUUUCAUUGCAAUGAAACCAGCUUAGGUCAUCAUGAACAGAUGCCGUGGCAAUGUCCUUGUUGUUUGAUCCUACAAUCAGUUCCAACUUUUCCCAAGAGGACUGAGAUAAACAGACGAUCAAUCUUCUAUAAUUCAGAGCCUUCCUCGUCAGUUCUUCCUAAGAGGCACAUAUUAAAUUCUUUAAGUUCAAAUUUAAUUGGUUCGGAGUAUCUCAUCAGAGAUAUUUAUGGCAUUUCUGAGGUGGAUGUCAAAACUCUGUCAAUGCAUUGCUUCCACAACAGUGGGCCUUGUCUCACUGGCUCUGCAUGCUUUUAUCACUCCCUUGUUAGGUGGCUUAAGCGUGUCAUACGCAGGAGCCACUGUUGCCACUAUGAAAAACUCUUGGAGAAGCAUUGUGCUCUUCCGUCGUGUGAUGAAGAUCCAAGCAAUGUUUCAAAGACGAGAGGGCAAAAGAAAUCGCAUGGUGUUGAUAGAAAUCAGUGCAUGGAUUCUCUGGAAGCAAUUGAUUCACAGCAUGAAGCUGUUAAAUCUUAUUGCUCAAAAAGUCAGGUGGUGUCUUACAUCUGGGCUGUCUCUAGAAGUAUACUACCCCCAGAAUUGUUAGGCGAUCCUUCUCAUUGGAGGAUAAUGACUAGAAACAUUUCCAGGUUUAUACGCCUGAGGAGGUUUGAAAAGUUCCCUUUGAAGCUAUGUAUGCAUAGAUUGAAAUCAUCAACAUUUCCAUUCCUAUCAACUAAAUAUUUCUCAAAUACUCAGAAUGCUCGGAUUCCAAAACAUAUAGAAGGCCACAAUACUGGUCCGCACAAAGACUUUAAUAAUUGGAAUAAUACUCUGCAUGUUAUCAAACGCAAGCUUCUAGAAAGGUGGAUCUUUUGGUAUUUCUCUUCUCUGGUUGUGCCUUUGGUUCAAGCAAACUUUUAUGUUACUGAAAGUGAGCAUGGGAAGCAAGAUGUAUACUAUUAUCGGAAACCUAUUUGGGAGAAGUUGACAAGUAACACAAUCGCUUGCCUGAACAAUCAGAGGUACAGUUACCUGGAUGAAAUGGCUGUUAGGAAUAUUCUCAGAGACAGAGUAUUUGGAUUUUCAAAGCUCAGACUUAGACCAAAAGAGAAUGGAGUAAGGAUGGUGGCUAAUCUUAGUGGUUCUUCUAGAAUGCCAGCCUGCACAUCUUCCAGGAAAGUUCAUUCUUUUAGAAGGUGGAGAAACACAAAUCCUUGUAAAAAUGAAUUUGACUAUUAUCGAUCUGUGAAUUCUGUUCUUCGUGAUGCUCAUAUUAUUCUAAAGGAUAUACAAUUCAGGGAACCUGAGAAGCUAGGUUCAUCAGUUUUUGACUACAAUGAUGUUUAUAAAAAGCUAUGCCAAUUUUUUAUUGGCCUUAAGGAGGGGUCAAAAACUAUGCCAGAUUUUUACAUUGUCACUUCUGAUGUACUAAAAGCAUUUGAUUCUGUUGAUCAAGACAAGCUGCUAAGUGUUAUGAGCGAUGUUCUGCGAAAACAUGAAUAUUUUCUUAAACAGGAUGAUCAAGUUGUUAGCACAAAGGAAUCUUUUUGGGUUCGCAAGCUUUUCAGUGUGCUUGAUGAAAAUAUGAGCACUGGCUGCAAAAGGUUCACCUCAUCUGCUUCAUUCUGUUCCAUGCAUAGCAUCUUUGUUAGUAAGGGGAGUGUCAAGCACGUGGAAAACAAAGUGCUCCUUUCAUAUCUUAAGCAGCACGUGAAGAACAAUAUUCUGCAGUUAGAAGGAAAAUUUUACUUGCAAGGUGUUGGUAUUCCCCAAGGAGGUAUUUUGUCAUCUUUGCUUUGCUCCUUAUACUAUGGACAUUUGGAGAGGCAUGUGAUCUUUCCAUUUCUUGAAAAAACUAUUGAAUCUGGCAGUUCCAAGGUAGAAUGUGCUUUGAACAGGAGGAAUGAUGACAAAGUCUCUUCUCCAUGUUAUUUGCUAAUCCGACUUAUUGAUGAUAUCCUUUUUAUUUCGACUUCAAAAAAGCAAGCAGCUGGCUUUUUCUCUAGGCUGCAAAGAGGAUUUCGUGAUUACAACUGCUACAUGAAUGAAAAAAAGUUUGGAGUCAACUUUGAUGUUGGGCAAAUGUCAGGAUCCUCAGGGAGGAGGGUUCAUGUUGGUGAAGAUGGCACUUCAUUUCUUUGCUGGAGUGGUCUUCUUAUUAAUCGCUGUACCUUGGAAGUUCAGGCAGACUAUACAAAGUACUUAAAGAACCAUUUGCGCUCAACACUUACUGUCUGCUGGCAAGGGAAACCAGGCCUAAGCUUUCAGGAGAAGCUUUGUGGCUUUUUGAGACCCAAAUGUCAUCCCAUAUUCUUUGACUUGAAUAUCAAUUCAGCAGCUGUUGUCAGAUUGAACAUCUAUCAAGCAUUUUUGUUUUGUGCAAUGAAGUUUCAUUGUUACAUCUGUGAAUUAUCAAUCAUCUGCAAACUUCACAAGAGAUUUUGUUUAAAAAGUAUUAAAAGAUCUAUCAGUUAUCUGUACGAGCUCAUAAAGAAAAGGAUGCAUUCCAUGACUCCUCACUGUAAUUUCCGGCCAAUUCUGAGGUUGGAGAAGGACGAAGUUGAGUGGCUUGGGCUUCAUGCUUAUGUACAAGUAUUGAAGAGAAAGGAAUCACGUCAUAAAGAAGUGCUGGCUAUUCUGAGAUCAAGGUUGCUUUCACAUAGGAUAUCUUCAAGUGUGUCUCCUGAGCUCUUGCAUGCAGUCAAUGCAUCAAAUUCCUCUGUUCUUUGGAAUAUUAAGUACUGAUUUCUUACAGAAUUCAGCAACUGAAGGUUGUUCUUUUGGUUGUUUCCGCUCAAAUUGGAGUGGAAGGAAAAGGAAGCUGGUGAGAUGUAGAAAAUGGUGUUUGUGGGCAUGGGUUGCGAAAGUGACAAGAAGAAGAUUAGUGGUUGGAAAAUGGGAGAUUUAUAGCACUUCACUUGAAUAUUGAGGCUUAACAUGUAUAUUGUGAGGCUAAGGACUAUGUUAAUUGGCUUGCAAAGAUGAUGAUGCAAUUGUGGUUGGAAAAUGGGAGAUUUGUAGCACUUCACUUGAAUAUUGUGGUUUAACAUGUAUAUGGUGAGACGAAGGACUAUGUUAAUUGGCUUGCAAAGACUGAUGGUGCAAUUGAUAGUUAAUUUUGUUCUUUUUGUGCACCA